Molecule: messenger RNA, 1396 nt
Organism: Hippocampus comes (tiger tail seahorse)
Lineage: Eukaryota; Metazoa; Chordata; Actinopteri; Syngnathiformes; Syngnathidae
Product: probable peptidyl-tRNA hydrolase 2
Exons: 7
Coding region: 227-781 (184 amino acids)
Cellular component (GO): cytosol
Molecular function (GO): protein binding; peptidyl-tRNA hydrolase activity
Source: RefSeq, a predicted model, not a curated record
CAUUGUGGGUAAUAUGCCUCGACCGAGGAGUCGUGGAUGCUGGGCGUGCUCAACAUAAGUGUGGAACAAGGGCUCAAAAGGUACCAGGCGACAGAGCACUUUUGAGAGUUGGGGCAAAGCCGCAGCUUCGACGUGAACGCAUAAGUGAAGGGCACAAGGUUGGAACUGUGGGUACUUGGAUUCGGCCUUUCAAGUUUUGACUCAGAGUCUCCUCCAGCUGUUAAUUAUGGAGGCAUCGAGGCAAACAAGCCCCCCAGACUCGAUUUCCCAGGAUGUGAACCCUGUAUUUUUUCAACAACUUCGGGACCUGGAUAUUCCAGAAGAGGCAGCUAAACAGGCGCUCCUGCAUACUGGGAAUGUGUCUGCUGAGGAGGCGGCCAUGUACUACUUCAACAAACUGGAGAAUGAGGAGGCCGAUGGGGACCUUAUGUACAAAAUGGUGUUUGUGGUCAACAUGGACCUUGCUAUGGGGGUUGGAAAGAUCGCGGCUCAGGUUGGACAUGCUGCUGUGGGCUUGUACCAGGCUCUGCAGGAUAAAAACAGCUGGAGGGAGAUGGCCUGGAAGUGGGACCAUAGUGGAGCCAAGAAGAUUGUGGUUCAGGGUACCAGUGUGGCUCAUCUUUUAGAGCUUCAGGCCCAGGCCAUGAGUCUCAAUCUGCCCACUUACCUGGUCCAGGAUGCUGGGCUUACUCAGGUGGCAUCUGGUUCCCGCACUGUCCUGGCUGUCAUGGGUGAGGAGGACAUAGUGAACAAUGUCACUGGCAGUCUGAAGCUGCUUUGAUGGGCUCAAGACCACGUCAGGAAGUAAAGCAUCUGCGAUGCCCGACAGGAUCAAGUUGAGCGCCCCAUUUAGCAAGCAAGUGUGUAACCUUUAAACACAAACAAGCAGAGUCCCCUGAUGUUUGUUUCCUUGAACUCUGUGCAGGUAUAUGGCUUGCUUUGCUGAGCAUUGUGAUCUGAAGAUUGGAAGGAUUAAUUCCUUAACAGUGAACUGUGCUAAAGGUUUUCAGUUUUUGUUUUGCAAGUCUGACUCCCAUUCCAAAUAAUGAAAACUGUCACUAUUUAAUUGGGCUUUAAGUUUAAAUCGGUUUAGUAAUUUUGGUUCAUAACGAGUAAUGUAUUGCAGUAAAGAUUAUUAUUAAGGAAUGCUGAUAAACUCUUCCAGAUUCUGUAUUUCUGUGCAAACCGGCCAACCACUACUGAAAUUUGAAAUUGUUUACUGUAAUUGCAACCUGUUGUCCCUAAAGCUAUCUAAAAAACAAAUUUUCAUAAGUACACUCAGCGUGGUUAUAUUUUGUAUUCCUAUUAUGGUAAUAUGCAUGUUUGUUGUCCAAUUACUGUUUUAUUUUGUAAUAUGCAUAUUAAGUUUUCCAAUUAAAGAAAAUGUUUUUGUCAU